CACUCACUCUUUUGUUCGAAAUAUCGCCAUUUGACCAUGGCCGAAUUUAAACUUAAGAAUCUGGGAUUCCAUACUACACAAAAGCUGACUUCGACAAUAAAUCUUGGCAAUCGGAUAACGCAACUGGGUGAAUCACUCAGGUAUGCUCGCCAGUCCCUUUCACAGUUGACAGUUGCCCCUUUGACAGCUCUAAAUACGGUCCCGCCUGUAUCGCCGUCCACAGAGGAGCAACCAUCCGUACUUGAAACGCCAGCUCCAGAUCAAACCAUUGGAAAGCUUACUGUUAACAUUGUUGAAGCUCGGAACCUCAAUAUCACCAACCCAAAAUCUGCUCGACCAUAUUGUUUGCUUCAGUGUGAUAAGAACGAAUUCUCAACGUCCGAUGGAAGUGGUACAUUAAAGUCCACUGUAGAUAGCCAAGCUCAAUCGCUUGCGAUCCCUAUACCCAACGCAAAAGCAUCCAAGCCUGAUCCUUUCCAGGUGGCAAUGCAAGCAAGUUGUCCAAAGUGGCAAUAUGAAGUGGUUUUUGAUAUUAUUCGUGUUGAUUGCGAUCUUACUAUCUCUGUUUAUGACCAAGGAAACACGUCUGCUUCAGGAGAAGAACGAUUUCUUGGCUGUGUGACUAUCAAACCUCAAUUCAAACAUAAGCAUACUAUGGACAACUGGUUUCGGCUAGAGGACCGAGACACUACGGGAGAAGGGUCUGUUUCUGGUGAAGUUCGGCUGCAACUGACAUAUACCGCUUCAGAGUUGUCCUCGAAGCUAUCCCCCUCUUCAUUCCGAAUGAUUCGAUUACUUGGACAUGGCUCCUUUGGAAAAGUUUACCAAGUUGUGAAGAUAGACUCCAAUCGAACUUACGCUAUGAAGGUCUUGUCAAAACGAGCCGUUAUUUCACGCAACGAAUUAUCACAUACGUUUUCGGAACGGAAUGUUCUGGUACGCACAAGUGAAAGCCCCUUCAUUGUCGGUUUGAAAUUCAGCUUCCAAACCGCCGAUAAGCUUUAUCUCAUCAUGGAUUACGUUUCUGGUGGAGAGCUCUUUGGUCACCUGCAACACGACAAAAUGUUUAGCGAAGACAGAGCUCGAUUCUAUACAUCGGAACUAUUAUGCGCACUCGAACAUUUACACAAGUAUAAUGUUGUUUAUCGAGAUCUGAAACCCGAAAAUAUCCUUUUGGACCAUAACGGCCAUGCAUGUCUCAGCGACUUUGGCCUGUGUAAGGAGAAUGUUUGCCAAGAUGACACGACCACUACGUUUUGUGGUACAUCUGAAUACCUUGCACCAGAAGUGGUAAGCCGCCAGCCAUAUGGCCGAGCGGUUGAUUGGUGGAGUCUUGGAAUUUUGCUUUACGAAUUGUUGACGGGAUGGCCACCUUUCUAUUCGGAUAACACCAAGAUUCUAUACAGAAAAAUUCUGACGGCGAAAAUACGCUACCCAGCUUCCAUGAGCCUCGAAGCCAAGGAUUUGAUACAACGGCUACUCGAUCGCAAUUCUGCUACGAGAUUGGGCGCUGGACAAGACGAUGCCAAGGAAAUCAAAGCACAUCCUUUCUUUAAGGAAAUUGAUUGGGUUAAGCUUGUGAAGAAGCAAGUUAUGCCUCCAUUCAAGCCAGUCAUGACCGCAUCACAACGAAAAGGUGAUGUAGACGAUGAACUUGAUGUCGGCUCAGACACCAAACACACUCCACUGAGCUCGACUUGGCAAGCAGAAUUUAGAGGCUUCAGCUAUGCUCGCCCCGAUGAUGCAGCAAGCUAUGUCAGUCGGCAGACCAUAACAUCGUUUGAUGACGAUGACUGCGGGUUGUGGUGAUGAAUACACAUCGCCAUAUUUGCUUUUCCUUUGUAAAAGAAAAAAAGCUGUCACCUUACUUUUCCUUGUCUUGAUUUCAUCCUUCCAGUUUUGUAAAUACCGUACCAUUUUUGUAUAAACAUU
Messenger RNA from Umbelopsis ramanniana AG, 1932 nucleotides. RefSeq lists its product as uncharacterized. Gene Ontology annotation, biological process: protein phosphorylation. Bases 37 to 1809 code for a protein of 590 amino acids. NCBI's taxonomy places the organism in Eukaryota, Fungi, Mucoromycota, Umbelopsidomycetes, Umbelopsidales, Umbelopsidaceae. Gene Ontology annotation, molecular function: ATP binding; protein serine/threonine kinase activity. The record is from RefSeq and is a predicted model, not a curated record. The transcript has 3 exons.